AAGAAGGCGAACAGAAGAGGGUAUACUUCUUGGAGGUAGUGGGGCGAGCAGAUUACGCUCAACGUUAUCAGUCGUUCUGGUUCCUCAGUCACUCAACAACUCGCGGCCAGCAACACCACCAUGGGAGCUGAUUUAUUCGAAAAGGACAAAUUCGGGAGCACCGCCCAAGGAGUGAAGGCGGUCGUUGCAGAGGUGGUUGGUACCGCCCUCCUGGUCCUCUUGGGCUGCGGAUCAUGUCUGAGUUGGGGAGCUUUCGCCGCUCCGACGCCACUGCAAAUCGCCAUUGCCUUCGGUUUCAUCAUUGCUUCCAUGGUCCAGACGAUUGGACACGUUAGUGGUUGCAACAUCAACCCAGCUGUGACAGUUGGCCUGUUAGCUUGUGGAAGAAUUGGAAUCCUCAGAGCAGUCCUUUACAUUCCUGCUCAAUGUGUUGGGGCAGUAGCCGGUGCUGCACUGCUAUACGCCCUGAGCCCUGCGAACUCCAGAUCAGGCCUCGGUACUCCGGGCCUGGGUGAUGGAGUAACCCCUUGCAGGGAUUCCUGGUGGAAGGUCUCGUGUCUUUGCUGCUCGUCCUGGUCGUCUGCGCCGUCACCGAUCCUAGGAGGGUGGACGUUGGCAAUGCGGCUCCUGUCGCUAUAGGACUCGCAAUCAUCACUUCCCAUAUUUUCGCUAUUCCGUUCACAUCAUCCAGUAUGAACCCAGCAAGGGCACUUGGACCUGCAGUAAUGACCGGUGGUUGGCAAAAUCAUUGGGUUUAUUGGGUUGGCCCAUUGAUUGGCGGAGUCAUUGGUGGGAUAUUGUACAGGCUUGUCUUCUCUGCUCCCAAAGAUGACGAACAUUCGUACGAUCUGUAAAGGGAGGAUGAGGAAAAAACAUUCUCAAGAUCUUGCAAGGCUACAGUCAUCUUCACCUAAGCCUACAUAUGUAAAUAAAAAAUAAAUAAAAAAGGUGCAAUUUUUUUAUUUAUACAUCGAUUAGAAUUUUAAGAAAUAUUUUUAAAGAAAUCUAACCAAAUCAUAAAACUUAUAUAUAUAUAUUUAAUGUAAAUUAGUUAUAAGUAGUUAAAAGGAUUUAUUCUAUAUGCACAUUCUAUGAGAAGUGUAAUUCAUAAAAUCUAAUUGUGAUUUUACUAUACCACUUUUCUUAAACAAUCAAAACUAGAUAAUACAAAUAUUAAAGUUUCUUUACAAAUAUAUUGCACCCUUAGACAUUUUAUUCUUUAAGGUUAUCCUAAAAUGCUUUUUCUUACCAACCAAAAAAAA
Messenger RNA from Nezara viridula (southern green stink bug), 1262 nucleotides. NCBI's taxonomy places the organism in Eukaryota, Metazoa, Arthropoda, Insecta, Hemiptera, Pentatomidae. The record is from the annotation of a GenBank genome assembly.